This is a messenger RNA of Uranotaenia lowii, 1182 nucleotides long. RefSeq lists its product as uncharacterized. The record is from RefSeq and is a predicted model, not a curated record. NCBI's taxonomy places the organism in Eukaryota, Metazoa, Arthropoda, Insecta, Diptera, Culicidae. The coding region runs from base 78 to 1049 and encodes 323 amino acids. The transcript has 4 exons.
UUCGUGAUAUCCGAGUUAGUUCGUGUGAUGGGUUGAUUCGUCCAAUUUACAAUUUUUUAAAUUACUUAUACUACAAGAUGCAAUCCUUCCAAAGCAACCCGGAAUCUCUAAGGCAAGUAUUCCAGCAACCAUUGCAGUACGGAUUACCUUGCUACAACCGGCGAGCGUCUUCCGGUGACGAAGGUGGUUCCGGCGCAAGCACGGCCCGUUGGCCUUCUGAUGAAACUUAUAAAGAAAUUAUCACCGAAUCAAUUCCUAACAAAGUGGAAGCAUCACAUACUGGAUCGACCAACACCAUCAAUCUACUUCCGAUUCGAGAGCUGCAACAGUUGAUCAACCUGGAGAACGCUAUUUCCAAUGUGUUCUUUUGUGAAAGUUUGAUUGAACACCUACGGCUUUUGACGGUUCAUCACGGGGGCAAUCAUAGCAAAAUGUUCCGUACCUUCAUUCCGGAUGAGGUCCUUGAGCGGGUGGCGUUUGCCCGGAUCAAGGAAGGCAAAUAUGAGUACACAUUGCGAGACAAUUUUUCAAAGAUUAUGAGCGCAAUGAAAGUUGCCUGGUUCGUGGACAAAAGUGAAGAACAAUUUGAAAGUCAAAUGGCUCAUCUGGUCAAAAAAGCUCACAAUCGUGGCAAAAUUAUUCGAACCCGGAACGAACAGGCGGUAGCGACUUGCGGUUCGACGACCGAUGAUCAUGAGCAAGAUGACGUUGAAAAUCAAGGCAAUGACAAUUCUGAUGACGAAAGUCCAUCAAAAGUUACAGUCCCGCAGGCAGAUGCAGCUGCCUCCUCCCAACCGCCACUGUUGAACACAUUUGCCACCAUCCACGAUCCCGAAAGACAGCAGCUGCUGUUGACUCAGUGGUACCACAGUGCGAUGUACUACCGAGACCGCUACCAGGUGGCCAAGAAAGCCAACCAGAAGAUCAAAUCAGACUACUCGGAGCAGGCCAAAAUUAACAAACGUCGCAUCUCGCGAUGUUUGCGCCGUUUACAAUCCAUGCAGCAGUAUUUAGUCGUUCUGGAAAAUCGACUCAACGACCUGGACUAGCAUUCAUGUUAUUUUACUACCGUUUUUAAUUUGUUUUUGUUGAUGAUCAUUGAUUAUUUUCAGACGAUCGUUUGAAGUACGAUCAAUUUUAAUUUGUUAUAUAUUGUCAGAUUUCCGUUAAUAAUGAUUUUAA